Molecule: messenger RNA, 777 nt
Organism: Paramuricea clavata
Lineage: Eukaryota; Metazoa; Cnidaria; Anthozoa; Malacalcyonacea; Plexauridae
Source: the annotation of a GenBank genome assembly
AUGGCUAACCUUGGACAAGAGAUCAACAAGAAAUUCCCAACAACAAAGCUAAUCAUCUCAGAAUUGAUAACAAGGAACGACAACCAACAAAUUAAUACAAAAGUCAAACAAGUCAAUACGAAGCUGUCACAGGUAUGCACCAAUAACAAUUGGGGUCAUAUAUCUCAUAAAAAUAUCCUUGGAAAGCACUUAAAUCCAUAUGGGGUUCACCUCAACAAACAGGGAACUGCAACUCUUGCAAAAAAUGUUAUUGACACUUUAAAAAUUAAUUAUUGACUGUCUCCUUAUGAAAGUCCCAUAAUAGGUAACAGUAAUGAAUACUCUACAACCCCAAAAUUAAUUAAUAGCCUAAAUGAAUGUGAAGUGACUCAUCCCAAGCUUAAGGGCUUCAAGAUUGUACAUUUAAAUAUUGCUAGCUUAAUGAAACAUAAAGAUGAAUUGUCUAUAUUUAUAUCUUUGCAACCUUUUGACGUUCUUUGUAUUAAUGAAACAAGACUUGAUAGCUCUACAUAUAAUUCUGAAGUUGAAAUAGCUGGUUGUGACUUGAUAAGAAAGGACAGAAAUCGGAAUGAAGGAGGAGUAGCUAUUUAUGUGAGGAGUGUUAUUCCAUACAUAAAUAGGACUGAAUUGUCUCCAGAUACUGCUGAGGCAAUUUGUCUCAAAAUAAGAAAGCCAAAAAGCAAACCAUUACUAGUUUCCACUUGGUACCGCCCUCCAGGAUCAAAACCACAAUUUUUUAAUGAUUUCGAAACUUUCCUUAAAAAUAUUGACAAUUAA